Polychytrium aggregatum is the source of this 2138-nucleotide messenger RNA. RefSeq lists its product as uncharacterized. Gene Ontology annotation, molecular function: protein binding. The record is from RefSeq and is a predicted model, not a curated record. The transcript has a single exon. Bases 242 to 1870 code for a protein of 542 amino acids. Lineage: Eukaryota; Fungi; Chytridiomycota; Chytridiomycetes; Polychytriales.
AUCCACUCUUCCAUCUCCCCUCUGAUUCAUCGUCCACCGUCCACCGUCCAUCGUCCAUCGCCAACUUCAGUCCAUAGCCGAUCCCUCGCAUUCAUCCUCGGUUGCCCAUAUUCUUUGGCCAUCGGCUCUCAGCUAGCAGCGGCGCAUCGCACCCACAAAGCCUCGACAAUCCUCCCCAGUCUGGGCUCGCCUCGGCCAAUCCAUCUGCCCAUUCAUCAAACCACGGCCCUCUCUCGCCUCCAUGGUCGUCAUCACAACCAUCACCCUCUCGGUCAUCUACGGCAUCAAAGUCGCUGCCGACAGGUAUCGCGAAUAUCGCAAGUCCCUGGCAAGUCCCUCGGGCACCAGCAUCCGGGACCUGCCCCCAGAUGUCCUGCAGCGGAUAUUCGUGCUCGUGGCCUCGCCCACCUCGUCAUCGGCAUCUCACUACGUCCCCAUCGGUGUCCCCGUGCCCUGGCUCAAUCUCGACCUGGAUCUGGAGCUGCUCUUCCAGUUGGCCACCGUCAGCAAGUCAUGGGCCCAGGUGGCGGUCCCACUGCUCUGGAGCUCGCCAACCAUCUCGUCGUCGCUGAUGGCCAGCGAGCUCAAGACCAUCGUCGAGUCGUCGCUCAUGGGCGAAAUCGGCGUCGAUGCCAUGUUCGAGUACCCCGAGUUCAUCUCGGCCAUCACCAUCCGCAACAAUGCCCUCUCCGAAGUCGACGAUGUCAUUGACACAUCCACCCUCGCAUCGUUCCUGCCGCUGCUGCCCAAUCUCUCGCGGCUGCAGCUGGACCUGCCCCUGGUCGACUACGACAGCCGCGACGCCUCGGACAUCCUCACAUGUCUGCUGAAUCCGUCGCUGCUCAACAAGCUCGAGCAUAUCAAGUUCCCUCGUGUGGGUGUGGCCCAAGCCGCCACCCUCGACAGCGCCAUCGGGCUGCUGGGCGAGUACGGCAAUCUGCACCACCUCACCAGCCUGGAUCUGCGCGGGCUCGAUGAGCUGGACCAGAGUGUCCGAGCGCUCUUGGACCUGUGUGGCGAUACGCUCAAGUUGCUCUGGCUCCCGUCACUGAGCGAGCUCUCGCCGAUCCUGCCGUGGAUCCGGCGCCACGGCUCGCAGCUGACUUACCUUGCCGUCGGCAAGUGGUCCGCGGCUUCUCCAGAGGAAGUCGCCGCCUUCUUCCAGGACCUGGGCCAGCUCAGUGCUCUCGAGAUCAACUCGGAGAUUCUCGAUGUCGUCGUCGAGUCCGUCCAGAGCCAGUGCUACGCGCUGUCCAGCCUCAAGAUUAACGGGCACAUCAACUCGCUCUCCUUUGCUCACUCUGAGGCCUUGCAGGCUCUGGUUCAGCGCAUCGAGCACUACGACGGCCCCUUGGGUGACUUUCUUGAGCACGGGUCAUCGCUCAAGUGGCUCAAGCUGACGGACGAAUCCAACACGCAUGGCCGCAUCCGCUCGCUGCUCGGCACCCUGCAGUCGGUCCAGUACUUUGCUGCCAGCUACGCCGCCUUUGACGACCUGGCCGAGAUUCUCUACAUCAUCAAGACCCACGCCGGUCUCGACAUUUGCAUCAUCCAGGGCCUGGACGACGAGCGCGAUGCCGGCACUCACCAGAACUAUUGGCUCGGCCUUGACCAGCUCAUGGGCAAGGGCAUCAACAGCGGCAGCAUCUCGACCGCUGCGGUGCUCGAGUGUGUCGAUGGCGACGAGCUGUGGGCCCGUGCUAUCCGCAGAGUCCUCGCCUCCGACAGCGCCAUCGGAAUCGACCUUGGCUAUGAAAACUUCAAGGCCAAGCUCGACCACGUCUCGACGGGGCUGCUGACCUUUGAGGAGGCUCUCAGCAUGGAUUUCGACGACUGCAUCAAUGGCUCAGACGGUGAAACCGAAGCGUGAGCAAUCGUCAGCCACCUUACGGGCUGUCGGCAGGUCGCGACCAUCUCUCAGAAGAGCCGGAGGUGCCGGUCGCCGAGUACGUUCCCUGCUGUUCCAGGGACAGACACUCUUGUCGGAGAAGCGGCCUCAGUGCACCCCCUCAUCCGCGCAUCGUCUGUCGCCCUCGUAUUGCAGCGCCUGCAAAAUGAAGCGAGCCGCGCUGUCUUGGGGGCCGAUGGUCACUUGUUUUUUCCUUUCUCAUGAAUACAUGCAGUGUACCCAUUUUGAA